Messenger RNA from Bradysia coprophila, 797 nucleotides. RefSeq lists its product as uncharacterized. NCBI's taxonomy places the organism in Eukaryota, Metazoa, Arthropoda, Insecta, Diptera, Sciaridae. The record is from RefSeq and is a predicted model, not a curated record.
AAACAAAGUAAAGUUGAAGAAGAAGAAGAAAUUUUGUAACUGAAAUAUUUGAUCGUUGAGUUACAAUCAACUAUCAACAUGUAUUACGUUGUAUUUGGAAUACUAUUAGUUUUAGCUGGUGUAUCAGCCAGUUCUAUUGCACUUGAAGGAUCUGAUUCAAAUAGAACAUGUAAACUAGAUGAUGAGUUGAAAAAGGUUACCGGUAAUCUAUUGAAUUUAACUGAAAAUGUUGAACAAGAUGCAGCUGAAUCAGAUCUGUGUGAGAUAUUCAAGACUCUACUUAACGCAACAAAAGGAAUUUUACCGCAUGUCACAAGUGAAUGUGCAAUCUCGGAUAUUUUGCAAGGAUUGAUAAGCAAAACAGACGUGAUGCCAACGGCUUCGGUAUGCCAAUUAUUGAGAAUUAUUCCAGGAUUGAAGGACCUCAUUAUCACCACAAUAAAAUCGAAUGCAUUUGCAGAAAUUCGAGUAACAAUAGCAAAAACUCUUGACGACAAAACGGCUGGAAAAGGAAAAACUUAAUUGCCAGUUGGUGGAUCAAGUGUCACAACUAUUUGGUGGUUUCGAUCUUAAUUUUUUCCGAAAUUUCCUCGUAGGCGUAACUCAUUUUGCCAAUAAAUUGCUUGGAGGUCUUUUUGGCACAUUAGGAGAUAUCAGUCCGUGAUAGUACCGUCCAUAAUGUUACCAAAGGCUCGACAACUUUUGUAAUUUACAUGCAAGCUAGAGAUUUUGUAAGGCUUAAUUUUUACAUUUUAAAUGACAAAUGAAACUCCAAGAAUUGAUGGUUUUGCCGUGUA